Equus quagga is the source of this 2664-nucleotide messenger RNA. RefSeq names its product post-GPI attachment to proteins phospholipase 3 (gene PGAP3). Gene Ontology annotation, molecular function: hydrolase activity, acting on ester bonds. The record is from RefSeq and is a predicted model, not a curated record. The transcript is spliced from 8 exons. Lineage: Eukaryota; Metazoa; Chordata; Mammalia; Perissodactyla; Equidae. The coding region runs from base 21 to 983 and encodes 320 amino acids. Gene Ontology annotation, biological process: GPI anchor biosynthetic process. Gene Ontology annotation, cellular component: endoplasmic reticulum membrane.
CGGAGGGCCAGGGUGCAGGGAUGGCCGGGCGGACGGCGGGGCUGAUGCUGCUGGCUGGGGCCGCCGCGCUAGCAAGCGGCUCCCAGGGCGACCGCGAGCCAGUGUACCGCGACUGCGUGCUGCAGUGCGAGGAGCGGAACUGCUCGGGGGGCGCACUGAAGCACUUCCGCUCCCGCCAGCCAAUCUACAUGAGUCUAGCAGGCUGGACCUGUCGGGACGACUGUAAGUAUGAGUGUAUGUGGGUCACCGUUGGCCUCUACCUCCAGGAAGGUCACAAAGUGCCUCAGUUUCAUGGCAAGUGGCCCUUCUCCCGGUUCCUAUUCUUCCAAGAGCCAGCUUCUGCUGUGGCCUCUUUCCUCAAUGGCCUGGCCAGCCUGGUGAUGCUCUGUCGCUACCGCACCUCCGUACCAGCCUCCUCUCCUAUGUACCCCACCUGCGUGGCCUUCGCCUGGGUCUCCCUCAAUGCUUGGUUCUGGUCCACAGUCUUCCACACCAGGGACACCGACCUCACAGAGAAAAUGGACUACUUCUGUGCCUCCACCGUCAUCCUACACUCAAUCUAUCUGUGCUGUGUCAGGACUGUGGGGCUGCAGCACCCGGCUGUGGCCACUGCCUUCCGGGCCCUCCUCCUGCUGAUGCUGACUGCUCACAUCUCCUACCUGAGCCUCAUCCACUUUGACUAUGGCUACAACCUGGCGGCCAAUGUGGCUAUUGGCCUGGUGAACGUGGUGUGGUGGCUGGCCUGGUGCCUGCGGAACCAGCAGCGGCUGCCUCAUGUGCGCAAGUGCAUGGUGGUGGUCCUGCUGCUGCAGGGGCUGUCUCUGCUUGAGCUGCUUGACUUCCCGCCUCUUUUCUGGGUCCUGGAUGCCCACGCCAUCUGGCACAUCAGCACCAUCCCAGUCCAUGUCCUCUUUUUCAGCUUCCUGGAAGAUGACAGCCUGUAUCUGCUGAAGGAAUCAGAGGCCAAAUUCAAGCUGGACUGAAGGCCCUUGGAGCGGGUCUGCCCACUGGGGAUCCUGCCCCCUCCCUGCUAUCUCUCCUUCUCCCCCCAAUCUUUGAGAUGAUUUUUUUCCUUUUAGCAUCUUGAACUUGGACAUGAAGGGUGUGGGCCCAGAAUCAUGUAACCUGCCCAUCCCCUUUCUUGCCCCCACGUUGUCCUCACAGGUCUUCAGCACCUAUUUGGGCCUGGCCUCUCAGCAUCUGGGGCUGGAGAAGGGGCAGGCCCUCUGGUUCCUGGAGCUGCACUAGGGAAGAACUGUGUUCCUAGCUCCAUUGAGGGGAGAGCUGCCUCUGCCUCCUCCAGGCGUCCCCUCACUGCCUGAGUGGUUCCCAGAGCCCUCUGUCUAGCUGGGAGAUCAGAUUCCACAGGCCUUUGGGGAUACAGUGGGGUCCCCUUCUGUUGCCCACCCCAUGCCCUCCUCCAGGGCACCACUAGGUGGCACUAGACCCUUGCUCUUUGGCUUGCUCGAGUUUUAAGGCAGGUCUCAUUCUCCCCAGCGAAUCUUGAGGGACCAAGCUACUGGGAUUGGGGAGGGGUCUCACUCUGACUGUUGCCCCAACCAGACCCCCAGGAGGCCUCACCAGGACCCCAGAGGGCCCAGAACAGGAAUCCCUUUGACCCCUGUGCUACUGUUGUGGUUGGGAGCCUGCACACAAGUGUGUAAGGGAGUGUGGGCCAGACUGAGUGUUAGGUGACGGGGUGGUGGGCCCAGGCCUGGGGGGUGUGGGAUGCUGGGUGGGACUAUGUGUGAGCACCGGCCUGGGGCAGUGUGGAAGGCGGGGGUGGUGAGUGGUUUUAAAGUGUGUGUGUUGAGGGGCAGGCAGGUUAGUGUGGGUUAGGGGAAUAUGCAUAGACUUGAGUGUGAGAUGAGUGUGAGUGCAGGUGAGUGUGCUACACAGUGGGGAGAGGUUGGAGCAGGAUAGGGUGAAUCAAGUCACCAUCAACAACCAUUUAUUGAGCACCAACUCUGCACAAGGCCCCAGGCCAGGCAGAGAGUAAGGAUAUCCCCAGGAUCUGGGGGGGGUAUGGGUGUCCAGGCUGCGUGUGUGUGUGUGCGCGCGCGUGCUCUUGUCCGUUUCCCCUCUCGUUUGCAAACCUGAUAGUGCCCCACACAGCUCAAGAUCACCCUCCAGAACCAGCCCCCACAAAGGCAGAGAAAUGGGGAUCCUCUGGGCCUCUCCAGCUCCCUGUCUCCUUGCCUAGGCAUGGUUGAACUUCCCGCUCCUCCAGUGCCCGCCUGCUAGCCCCUUCACCACAGCCUGGACCUUGGGGAGGGAGAGGGGCCAUCUGAGGGAGGAGGGGAGGAGGCUUGUGGCUGGGUCUGGUUUCUGGCCUCCCAAAGGCAGGCAGGGGCCACCUCGUGCCUGCACUCCAGUAAAGGUGACCCCUGCCAGUUGCCAGCAGCCCUAGCACAUUCCUGCUCCACAAGGAUAGAAUGUGGAGCUCCAGAAACUUUCCAUUCAAAGGCACUCUCUGUGAUUGGAGCACGGAGUCUGGAUUCUUGUUCUGUCCCUGCCCCGGGUCCCACACCAGGGGUAGGGCACUAUGCUAGGGCUCCCAUCUCAGGGACUUGGGUGGCCUGUGUUAGUUUCUUUUGAUACUGAGAACUAUUUUAAGGUAGGAGGGUACAAGGGACAUUCUUAAUAAACCAAUUCUCAGCCUCA